This is a messenger RNA of Ziziphus jujuba (common jujube), 765 nucleotides long. RefSeq names its product acyl carrier protein 1, chloroplastic. The record is from RefSeq and is a predicted model, not a curated record. The transcript is spliced from 4 exons. Bases 124 to 522 code for a protein of 132 amino acids. NCBI's taxonomy places the organism in Eukaryota, Viridiplantae, Streptophyta, Magnoliopsida, Rosales, Rhamnaceae. Gene Ontology annotation, biological process: fatty acid biosynthetic process. Gene Ontology annotation, molecular function: acyl carrier activity; phosphopantetheine binding.
ACUCACACACUCUUCGUGUUCUCCGUCCCCUUCUCUCUCUCUCUCUCUCUUCCUUCGUCUUUCCCUCUCUUUCUCUCUUUCAUUUCUUUUCGUUCAUCCAAUAUCAGAUCUCUAGCAGAGACAAUGGCUUCGGUCACAGGAACAUCGGUGUCCAUGAGCUCUCUUUCUAGCUCUUUCAAGCCCACCCUCGCUCUUACCAGCAGGGUCAAUCUAAACUCGGUCUCAUUCCCAUUGCUUAGGUCAAACUGUGGACGCCUUCAAGUUUCAUGUGCUGCCAAACCCGAGACAGUGAAGAAAGUUUGUGAAAUAGUAAAGAAGCAGCUAGCUCUACCAGAGGACCACGCUGUCACUGGAGAAUCAAAAUUCGCUGCACUCGGAGCUGAUUCUCUUGACACGGUUGAGAUUGUGAUGGGACUUGAGGAGCAAUUUGGUAUCAGUGUGGAAGAAGACAGUGCCCAGAGUAUUGCUACUGUUCAAGACGCUGCAGAUCUGAUUGAAGAACUCGUUGCCAAGAAGGCUUAAAUUAGCUUAGAUAAAAGUAGUAUAUGUUUCUUUGAGAUCGUUUUUCGUUUUCUUGUCCCUCUCUCUCUCUCUCUCUCUCUCUCUCUUUUUUGGCCAUUUAUUUUACUUUUUUUUUUUUCCUUUGUUGGUUUUCGAAAUUAAAGCUUGUCAUGGAACUCACAUGCCUCUAUUAUGUGACAAAAAAUUUCCUUGUUCUUAUUUAUUCUUAAUAUUUAAGGUAAUGCUAGGAAGCUUUUCCAAAAA